UAUCUAAAUUAUUGUCAAAUUUCUAUUUAUUUCUCAGUAUUGGACGUUUAGUGAUUGUUGACGUUACUUUUACUUUUUAAAUUUAUUUUACUUUUAAAUGUAUGUAGACAAUUGUGUGUGACUAUAAACAAAUUAAAAUUCUUAGUUUGGACUUAAGGAAAAUUAAUUCAUAUAAACAUUGUUGUGUCAACCAAAAUAUAUAGUUAAUUUGUUGUAGUUACUUAUGGAAAAAAACAUUAUCGUGGUAAUUGAUUGGAUAAUGAAUCUACAAAAUAUCUAAUUACUACAAUGUUAUGACAAUUUAUUUAAUUAUACUAUGGAGGAGAAGAAUUCUGAAUUCCGACGUAAAGAAGGAUGUCAUCUUCAGGGAAAUUCUUGUUGUGCUCUUAAGCAUGCUGUGAGGUCAUUAACAAACCUGGAUGAUUUUACCAGUGAACGUAUUGGUGAAGGGUUUUUUUCUGAAGUAUAUCGUGUUACUCAUCAGACUUCAGGGAAAGUUAUGGUCCUUAAAAUGAAUAUUAAACAAUCAAAUCGUUUUAACAUGCUUAAAGAAGUACAGCUGAUGAAUAAACUUUCACAUCCAAAUAUACUAGGGUUUGAAGGAGCAUGUGUUUACAAAGGAACUCUUCAUGCUUUAACAGAAUAUAUUAAUGGUGGCAGCUUAGAACAAUUAUUAGAAUCUAAACAAGAACUUUCUUUUAAAAUAAGAAUGAAAAUAGGGCUUGACAUAGCAAAUGGUAUGCUGUACUUACAUUCAAGAGAAAUUUUUCAUCGUGAUCUAACUUCAAAAAAUGUAUUAAUAAAGAAAAAUGAAAUAACUGGUAAUUUAACUGCAGUUGUAGCCGAUUUUGGAUUAGCUGCAAAAAUUCCAAAAAAAGGACAAAGAUUACAACAAGUUGGUUCACCUUGGUGGAUGUCACCAGAAUGUGUUAAAGGCCAUGUAUAUAAUGAAAGCAGUGAUGUAUUCAGUUAUGGGAUUAUACUCUGUGAAAUAAUUGCUAGAGUAAAAGCGGACCCAGAUAUUUUACCCAGAACACAAAAUUUUGGUCUAGACUACAUAGCUUUCAUUGAGUUAUGUUCAUCUUGUCCUCCACCUACUAUAUUUCUCAAACUAGCUUUUUCCUGUUGCCAUUUAGAUGCCAAAUCACGUCCUACAUUUAAAGAUAUAGUCCAACAAUUAGAAGAAUCAUUGACUUAUCCUCCUACAAUCAACUCAACAUUGGCUGGAUCAAGAAGAAGUCAAGCUGUUGCAACAAGAUCAAAUCCUUGCUCAACAGCCAUGGUGGAAGCACGAAGUGAAGAGUUCCUUUUAAAGGGUGAUGUACCUGAAGAAAAUAAUCACAAAAAAUUGUAUCACAGUAGAUCAUUAUCUGAAGAUGAAGGUCUUUUGGCCUUUCCAGCCCAUACGGCACCUUCAGACAAGGCACGUUGUCAUUUUGUACAACCAUUACGGUAUGUUGGGGAAAGUAUGUGCCGCCAAGAUCCUCAUUAUAAACCAUGUCCAUCUAAAUCUAACCCUUUUCAUAAGUUGGACGCAAAGUUUCAAGGUGUUAGAAAAAUACUUGCAUCUACAAAUGGUUCAGAUUUAUUUUCUUCAUGUUGUGAAUUACCAUCACCAGGCUAUAGUGAACCUGAAAGACGAUGUUCACUUAGUGUAUCAAGUGGUGGUACUCUUAUUUCUAAAUCAUCUACGCCUAAAGGAAAACAUGAUGCUGUUCCCAAAGUCACCAAAAAAUGUCGGUCAAACUCACUACCAGAUAAUCUUCAAAUAUCUAGGACUCCUGAUAGGCGGUGGUUGUCUGUUACUAACUUAGGAAGCAUUGCAGAUACUUUUCCAUCUAUAACAAUAGAUUCAUGUUGGACUAAUCUUUCAAUUCCCGUCAAUUCUGGUGUAACUAUUCUAAGGCGAAGAGGUUCAUGUGAAUCGGGGUUUUACAGUAGUGUUUGUGAUGACUAUUGUUUACCAGGACUUGAGUGCCAACAUACAACAAAUGCUUCAACAGUGACUUUAUCAUCUGGUUCAGCUACAUCUUCAUUGUUCCUAGAUUCAACUGGUGAUGAACACCAUCUCAAACCAGCCAACUAUUGUUUUCAUCAUAACAAUAUUCGCCACAGUUCAGACGAUCUCUCUUCAUAUAAUGAAUGGGAAAAUCAUCAUAAAACUAGACAUAUUAGUAAGAUUGUUGAAUAUUUUGAAGAAAAACAGAAUCAAAAGGAGAUGCAACCAUCUGUAAAACAAAGACGUUCGGGUCUUGUGUCUGGAGUCUUAAGACGUGCACCAAAUAUACAAAGUCCAACAGUAUUUGGUAAACGAAUUCUAGUUUGUGAAGGCGCUGUUCAAUCUAAAUUGAAGCUUUUUGAUAGAAAAUAAAUUUUCUAAUCAGGGUGCUACAUGCCAAUUAAAAAACAUAUUUUAUUACUAAUUUGGUUGGUAAUUUUCCAAUAUUCUUUUUGUCUAGUCAAAGGUACCACAAAAUGCCAAAACAGUAAAAUGUAUAUUAAACCAUUAUGAUAGUAUUUAAUUAUUUUAGUUGCCAUAAUUUUUUUUUAUUUAUUAAAUAUAUAUAUUAGUUACACGGCCACCAGGGGGGUUUUAUUGUAAGAAAAAGUUUUGAAGAUGAUUUUUGUAUUUUUAUUGAAGAAACUAAUUAUACUUCUAGCAAAUCAACACAAAAAUUAAAAGAACUAUUUUUAUUGUAAGUGUUAUAUUUUUUUAAUCUGUUUUGUGACUGAUUAUAGUAUUCACUACAAAUAUUGUUAAAAAAAAAAGCAUUAAGGCUAGAAAAGCUGAUUUAGUUUAACAAAAAUAAAUUUACAAUACACAAAAGUAA
Molecule: messenger RNA, 2831 nt
Organism: Daktulosphaira vitifoliae (grape phylloxera)
Lineage: Eukaryota; Metazoa; Arthropoda; Insecta; Hemiptera; Phylloxeridae
Product: dual specificity testis-specific protein kinase 1-like
Exons: 10
Coding region: 317-2371 (684 amino acids)
Biological process (GO): protein phosphorylation; actin cytoskeleton organization
Cellular component (GO): cytoplasm; nucleus
Molecular function (GO): protein serine/threonine kinase activity; ATP binding
Source: RefSeq, a predicted model, not a curated record